Molecule: messenger RNA, 4292 nt
Organism: Hyposmocoma kahamanoa
Lineage: Eukaryota; Metazoa; Arthropoda; Insecta; Lepidoptera; Cosmopterigidae
Exons: 10
Coding region: 336-4292 (1318 amino acids)
Biological process (GO): imaginal disc-derived wing hair organization
Cellular component (GO): cell cortex
Source: RefSeq, a predicted model, not a curated record
AGACGCAAUCGUGCACAACAUUAUUUUGCAAAGUUCAUUGACAUUUUUUUUUUGCAAUCUAAGUUAGUGAUUUAAAAACAUUUGUUUACGGCGCUGUUUGACAUUGCAAAUUGAAAUGCUGCCUUUAAAAUUAAAUAAAGUGCUAACGUGGACUCUGUGUGACAGUAAUUUAUAAACGAAUUUUCUUUACGAUGGUUUGUUCUACCGCCUGACACUUUGUUAUGUUUUCUUCGAAACCUUUAUAGUUUGAACAAACUUUGAUUACUGCAAUGCGAUGGAGAUAUAAGGAGUAACAAUGCGGGCGGAGGACGGUAGUGCGGACGGCGGGGGGUAGCAUGGCGGCGGUGCUGCUGUUUCUGGCGGUGGCGACCACCGUGGCUGCCACGACCACAAUUGCUACUGCAACCGUGCACGUCGUUGGCGAUCUCGCAAGGCGUGAUACGGGAGAUGUCUUUACUAUCACCGACGGCGAAUGUGGCGCGGCUCAAUGUGCAGAACACGGCGCGGGAGUGAGUGCAGGCGCGGGCGGCGACGCGUGUACCGGCGAGGCGUGCGUAAGCGCGGACGCGUGCGCCUGCGCGUGCCCGCAACGCGCACCGCUCUUCAGAGAGGAUCGCGAACUGUGUGUUGAUGAUUUGCCGGAAUGUUCUUUAGCGACUUUUGGCACGGGUGUCAACAUGCAACGCAUCCCGUUCGUGUAUUUGCCACUAAAAGGUCAAAUAAUUCAUCCAUCAAGAGAGAUUACGUUCCAAAACGUCAAGACUCCGAUUUGUGCAGUAUCAGGGGCACAGUUCUUAACGCGCAAAGGCUUUUCGGAUCUUCGAAAUACUCUUGAUGCAGAUGUGCCAUUCAGUCUAUUUCGUGAUGAAGGCAGAACAUUUCUACAGUGGAGCGGCGAAGACGAUGUGCGUGCACGCAUGUCAGGUCGCGUCAUGGUGGUACGUCUCUUGUGCCGCGAUGUGUCCGCCACACCGACAUUGCCCUUGGACUUGCGCGGGGUAUUCACGCCGUGUGUCGCAUUCAGGGUGCAGGGGUCACCACCCAGACAUACUACAAAUGUAACUGAAGUCCAAUUUGCACCAAAUGCCCACACUUCUAAAGCAUCCAACGGAUCAGGUCUAUCUGUUACCGAGUACGUCGCAAUCGGCAUAAGCUCUCUCCUUCUUGGUCUCAUCUACGUCGCCUCGGUUUUCCUUUAUUUGCACAUAAGAAAACGUAAAAAAGCUGCCUCAGACGAAGGAAGUACCAGAAGACUAAAAGGUUUGAAGAAAAAAGAUGGCACUGCUAUAACUGAACGCGAUAUAAUAAGAAUCAGCAAUGACCGCGUUCCAAAUUUAUCCAAUGCUAUGGGAGAUGAUGGAGUAAUUAAGAAAAAUCCACUUUUGAAUUUGAACCGACAAUUCCACGAUAGUAAAAGUUUCCCUAGUGACUCUGGCAGUAAUUUAUCAGAUUCGGAAGACUUUGCCGAUAGCAAUCCACGAAGUGAGGACAACUUGAUAAACAGCCAAAGUAAAACUUCCGCAGUCGUGCACUUACGUUACAAUGAAAUGAAAAUCCAAAAUGACACCGAAGUCAGUCAUCGAGAUGAAUCAGGCAUUGAACGACUGCCGGACGAACACGUAUCUAUUGUAGAGACAACUGACGAUAGAGAGAUUGCAAGACCUGUGGGAACUACAAGACGUAAACUGUAUUUUAAUCCAGCUUAUUUCGAACCUCAUUUGAUGGCGGAACCUCCUCCAGCAGCACUGGAAUUUCUAACAAAAAUUCGGGAAGUCAUUUCGAUAGCAAAACAUAAAAUGGCAGCUAAACGCUUUCAACCAAUUUUAAAUCAAAUACCAGAGGAAGAAACCUAUCCUUCAAAUAGGAACAGUGUCGAGCUAUACCAAGGUUUAGGAAGUCAAAGAAGUGGCAGCGUGGUGAGCCUCAAAAGGGAGAAUAGUAGAAAGAAAUCAAUUUGCGUGGGAUGCCCUGGUUGCAAAUCGGAUAACAGCGACCUUCAUAACUUACUGCAAUACGAUGCUCCAGCCUGUUCCAAUUGUAUGAACAGUAGAGGAGAUAAACAAAAUAGUAUUCGAAAAUGGUUAGAAAAUAUACCCACUGUAAAAAGUCAACCACUUUAUAAUGAAUAUUCAUCUAAUACUCAUCACAACGGCUUGGUCAACUCACUCUUAUCACUGCCUUCCAAAGAGAACCGCUGUAAGUUGAGGAAACAAAAUAGUUUUUCAGCUACUAACUCAAUGCAAUUAUCAGAUGGUUUAGCCGUACCUAAAAGAAGAGCUUCGACAAUGUCUGUAAGGUCAGAACCACCAUUAAGAAAUUACAACUUACCGUUGCCAGAAUUCGAAAACGAAGAUUACCAACCGACGAGUUACAGUACAUACUGUCAAACAGUUUCCAGGGCUGAUGAUAUAAGACCUAUUGGCCUCAGUGAUUAUCGUUCAGGAAGCUUACGAAGCAAUGCAAUAGCAAAUCAAAGAAGAAACAAAUUCAUCACUAAUAAGAAUGCUCUACCAGAUAUGGUCAAUGAAGCCGUAGCUCUAGAUCACAGUUCUAAAAUUUACAGUCACAGCAGUUCUGAUGAAGAAAGAUUUCAUGGAAAAAUUUACAACGUUGCCCAAAACUUCGCACGUAAUAAUUCGGAAAGUCCGCUAGCCAACGAUUACGAAACCGACAGUUUAGAAAGAAAUUCUCAAAAAAAAGGAAUAUCUACAUCUACAGAGUAUCCAGAAGUUCCAUCUUCACAAGCUAGUCCUAGUUUGAGCAACGCACUACCUCUUGAAGAAGAACUUACAAUGAGGAAUGCCGUAUACAAACAUUCUAGUAGUAACAGUAAUACUCCUUCACCACAGAGAGAUAUUUUCAUCGACCAAAGUCAUUAUGAAAUUAUUGGAAAACAAAUGGAGCCACCGAAAACAUCAGCUACUGAAAAAGUAAAUCAAAAUAGUGAUUACAGUUUAGUAAGCGAAGUGUAUGUAAACAACAACUACAACUUUGGUAGCACGCCGACAUCACCGAGUGGAUCUGAAUGUUCUAUGGGUAGCAGAAAAUUAACCUGCGCUAUAAAAACUGAAGAAAAUUUUACAGAAGAAAAGCCUGGAUGCUUGACAAUAGAAGUAAAAGAUCCUCCAGAAAAUUACAUAAAAAUCCACGAAUCUGAUGGCUUUGAACCAGAUACUCUAGACCGAAAACAUCCAAAACAUAAGGAAACAGUGGAAACUAUUCAAUUUAGUAGAAAAGAUCUAAUUAAAAAUUUAACAAACAAAGAAUCUCCACCUAGUCAAAGUAUAAUGUUAAGAAGUAGCGGCACAUUUACAAAGACUAACAAUAAAAUUGAGUACACUGCGAAAUUUAAUAGCCUAAGAAACGACUUCGAGCAACGGAAAAACAUAAACGAACGACCUAAGUUGUUGCCAACAACUUUUAACGGAACAAAAUGCAUUGAGGAUACUUCAGAAGAAGUUUGGGAAGAACCCGCUGAUUGGGUUACAGAGGAAGGGCGUAUAUUGACUUUGGAGCUGCGCCAUUCCAAAAGACAACGUCAAUGCACGCCACCGACGAUAAAACAAAUCAAAAACCUCGCUCGACCUGAUGUCUUACCGCCGUUACCGCCGACUAGUGAGAAUCCAAUAUACGAACAACCUUCGUAUCCUCCACGAAGAGUUGAAAGUGAUAGGUUACCCAUCGAUGAUCACCAAAAAAACGUGAGUGGCAGAAGCCUCAGUCCGAGGAUAUUUAUGAAGAAAAUGAUUGAACCUCAACGCCCAAAUUCAAUUCCUCAUGAAUCGUUUUAUGGAUCCUCCAGCGGUCCGUUAAGAGCUUCUGUCGAAUCACAGUCCUCGGAAUACGAAAUAGACCAAGACGAGUCCAGAAAAUCGGGUGAAUAUUGCAGAACUUCUAAUAGAAGACCUUCAGCUAGAAGUUCAUGUACUGAAAUUAACACGCAUACAUUCGUCAAGGGCUCCAAAACUGAAGGUCAUUCUAAGCCACGAUUCAGACGGAAGAAGGGCUCUAAUAUUGAGGACUCAGGGUAUUUAAGUAGUGACUCUACAAGUUCGCGACGUGCUCAACGAAAAAUUGUGAUCGCAAAGAUUGUUAGUUGCAGUGAUAGUGACGAUACAGAAAAUGAAGCUAGGAGUGAAUCUGGCGCUGAAAGUGUGGAAACGCAUUCAGUGUAUUUUGGACGAUUUAGAAAUCAGGAAGGUUUAGAUGGUGGUUUAGAAGGUAGUUUCAAUGGAAUCAAGAAUGCUAGAGACAGUAGUAGAAAACAAAGACGUUCUAAAGAAUGCUUAUAG